GAAAGAAUAAAGAGGGUUAAGGGAAUUAGCUGUUCAGGAUAGAAAAUGCCUUCUUCGAAUUCGAAUAAGAAGAAGCAUUCCAAGUCAAAGCACGAAGCUGCUUCUUCUGCACCACCGGUUACUCCUCCUCGAACGCCGUCACGCCCCGACGACGAGGCCGACCUCGCCGCUUCUCUCUGCCUUCCAGAAGCUUCUCGAAGGUACCCUUCCUUCAUCGGAGCAUCUGCCUUUGUAGCUCAAAUCUCCGCCGUUGAUAAUGCGCCUAAUUCCAAGGACUCCAGAAUCUGGCUCUCCGAACUUGCCAUGGUUUCCUCUUCUCUUGCCCCUGGUACUCUUGUCUCGGUGUCAAUUGCUUCAUCAAUGAACAGAAGUGUGCAAUUGAAUCCUCUCAAGUCAUUAGUUGAUGAAUGUGUUAGAUGCUACGGCUUGGAAACUGGGAAGACGUUGAACGAUGAUGUCACAGGGAAUUACUUUGUGCUUGCAACUGUUUUCCCUUCUACGAAGGUUUUGAAGAAUGGAGUACGUCUGUCCUCAAAUAUUUCUUGUACAAUGGGAUGUCCUCCUUUGGGUACAAUAGUGUUUGUUUACCCAGUACAGAAACAGUACUUAUCUGGUCUUGCAAAUGGGAGCAAUGAACUGCAUUAUACAGAAAGUAAUUGUCUCUCGAUAUAUAAUUGCAAGGAAUUGUAUCUACAGCUUGCUCCUCAUAAGGAUGGAUUUCAAUUGGACAUUAAUAACUCAGCCUCUGUGACGAAAUCCCAAGUCCAAUCAGACAGUGAUAUUUUUGCAUCUCCUAGCACACCUUCUAAUGGAUCAAAAUUUUCUAAUGCUAGUGUGUUGUCUUCUCCAAGAUUUGAAGAUUCAGCAUCAACUAUACCCAUUCAGAAUAAUCAAUCUAUGGCUUCAUUCAAUAUUAUGGAUGCAUUAGGAGAUGAAAGUUCGAAAAAAUUACUACAGGCAUGUGCAACAUCAUGGUUAUAUUCUCGUUAUUUACUGCUAGGUAAUUUUGUCUCUGUACCAAUGUUUUCAGAGGUGUGCAUUUUCCAAGUGAUAGGAGCCAAAAAGUCACCAGUUGAUAGAGCUGAUAAUUAUUCAUCAAAUGGGAUCAAUAAUUUGUGUCUUGAGGAUUCUGAUGUAGCAGAAAAUGUGAAUGAGGCAAUAGUUGUCAAUUGUGAAACAAAGGUAUUUUUAUCUUUGCAAUCAAAUGCAGCAUCUAAAGAGUCAAUUCAAAGGGAUUUGCCCAGUGAAAAACGUAAAGCAGAGGUUGCUAAUCCUAGCAUAUAUGAUAAUAUUUCUAAACUGGGUGGUCUCUCUAAAGAAUAUACAGUUUUAAAGGAUAUAAUUUCUUCAUCAGUAAAGGAUGCUUUAUCAAGUUUUGGUUUACGUAUCACAAGAGGAGUCCUUCUACAUGGUCCACCUGGUAUAGGGAAGACUUCCCUUGCUCAAUUAUGUGCUCAUGAUGUUGGGGUAAAUUUUUUCCAAAUAAAUGGACCUGAAAUUGUUACCCAGUAUUUUGGGGAAAGUGAGCAAGCAUUGCAUGAAGUUUUUGAUUCAGCAAUUCAAGCUGCACCUGCUGUGGUAUUCAUUGAUGAAUUAGAUGCAAUUGCCCCUGCAAGAAAAGAUGGAGGUGAAGAGCUAUCUCAAAGAAUGGUUGCAACAUUAUUGAAUUUGAUGGAUGGAAUUAGUAGAACCGAAGGGUUGCUUGUAAUUGCUGCCACCAACAGGCCUGAUCAUAUUGAGCCGGCUCUCCGACGACCUGGAAGAUUUGACAAAGAAAUCGAAAUUGGUGUGCCGUCCCCAAAACAACGCUUGGAUAUUUUGUUCACUCUUCUUUGUGGAGUGGAUCAUUCUCUCUCAGAUUUACAAGUUGAACACCUUGCCACUGUCACUCAUGGUUUUGUGGGCGCUGAUCUGGCUGCCCUUUGCAAUGAGGCGGCGCUGAUUUGUCUAAGACGUUAUGCUAAUUUAAAGAAGAGUUGUGGUGAUUCUUCCAAUGAUCUAACAGAGCAACCCACAUUGAUGAAUGGUGAAACAAACUCCAGAAAUCAAUCAGGUAUUGCAACUUCAUCUGUUUCAGAAUCUGAUACAUCAGUGGCCUCCAAUGCUGUAUUACAGCUCUGCAUGAUGGACACAACUUCGGAAUCUAUGGAAAUAAUUUCUGAUAGUGAUAAAGACCACAAUUUGAAAGUCAGUUUUGAAGAUUUUCAGAAGGCUAGAAUGAAAAUAAGACCCAGUGCCAUGCGAGAGGUAAUCCUUGAGGUUCCAAAGGUCAAUUGGGAAGAUGUAGGUGGUCAAAAUGAAGUCAAAGCUCAGUUAAUGGAAGCUGUAGAGUGGCCCCAGAAGCACCGUGAUGCGUUCAACCGUAUUGGGACUCGCCCUCCUACAGGUGUAUUGAUGUUUGGGCCUCCAGGUUGUAGCAAAACCCUCAUGGCACGAGCAGUUGCAUCUGAAGCUGGGCUGAACUUCCUAGCUGUCAAGGGUCCUGAACUCUUCAGCAAAUGGGUUGGUGAAUCAGAGAAGGCUGUCAGAUCAUUGUUUGCAAAAGCAAGGACCAAUGCCCCAUCCAUUGUAUUUUUUGAUGAAAUUGAUAGUCUUGCUGUAACCCGUGGGAAGGAAAGUGAUGGUGUUUCAGUGUCAGAUAGGGUCAUGAGUCAACUUCUUGUUGAAUUGGAUGGUCUGCAUCAAAGAGUUAAUGUCACUGUCAUAGCUGCUACAAAUAGGCCAGAUAAGAUUGAUCCUGCCCUUUUAAGACCAGGACGCUUUGAUCGCCUGCUUUAUGUUGGACCUCCAAAUGAGACAGACAGAGAAGAUAUAUUUCGCAUUCAUUUGCGUAAAAUUCCAUGUGAUUCUGAUGUAAGUAUUAAAGAACUUGCUCACCUCACAGAUGGUUGUACUGGGGCUGACAUAUCACUAAUAUGUCGAGAGGCAGCCGUUGCAGCGAUUGAGGAGAACCUUGGUGCUUCAGUUAUAUCAAUGAAGCAUUUAAAGAAGGCAAUCAAUCAGGUCCAGCCAUCUGAAGUACAGUCCUACCAGAAGCUGUCAGCAAAGUUUCAAAGGGCUGUUCGCAGCUGUGAUACAAAUGAACUUGAUCAUAUGCCGCACAAAAGUGGAUAUACUUCGUUCAACGUUCGCAGGAAUGUCUUAAAAUCUUGCGCGUUGCUCCUUCCUAUUCCAGCAGUCAUUCUUUAUUUGCGGACAGCCCGAAGUGGUUAACCAUAGUGCAAUCUUAAUCAUGGGAAUCCUCUUUUGCAAACUGACUAGAUGAAGCCUGUGUUCAUAUGGCUGCUGCUGGGUUCAUUUGUUGAGGCAUAUGUGCACCACCAAGGCGUCAGGUAUUGUAAAAAAAAAAAAAGACAAGUAUAAGAGCAACUCCAAUGCCUGAUAUAAUGCGUCCCAGUUUUGCCCUUUUUGUCAAAGGAAUAGGGAUGUCAUACAUUUGUGCUCAAAACCCCAUGACUGAAUCAUUGGUCAGGCUUUCUGCAUGAAUAUGAAAAUAUUUUGAGAAUAAUUACUGAUUAUGGUCUCAUUUGGAAUUUGUGCUUCAUCAAUGUUUGUUACUUUAUAAAUGUGAGAGGUGGUGCUAUUAUCUGAGGAAAUUGCCACCUAAAUGUUUGUAACUAACUACUCAGUUGACAGAUGAGUGUACAUAUUGCUCUUUUUGGCUAUCCAGUCUCAAUGCCGCUGUGCUGGAGAAUUUUGUAUCCGCUACAGGUAUCGUCACAUCAUGUAGAUGAAACUUGACAAUUUUUUUCUCUUUUUUUGUUUAAAAUUAUAUUUUUGGGUCUGUGAUGAUGAUAUUUUUCUAGUUCAAUCAUUCUUUUAGCUAAAGAUUCACAAUUUAUGCAUUGAAGUUUAUUGUAUGCUAAACAUUGUUGGCAACA
Arachis stenosperma is the source of this 3881-nucleotide messenger RNA. Its product is annotated as calmodulin-interacting protein 111. The transcript has 11 exons. NCBI's taxonomy places the organism in Eukaryota, Viridiplantae, Streptophyta, Magnoliopsida, Fabales, Fabaceae. Gene Ontology annotation, cellular component: chloroplast; cytoplasm. Bases 46 to 3213 code for a protein of 1055 amino acids. Gene Ontology annotation, molecular function: ATP hydrolysis activity; ATP binding; calcium ion binding. The record is from RefSeq and is a predicted model, not a curated record.